Pyricularia oryzae 70-15 is the source of this 1687-nucleotide messenger RNA. Its product is annotated as cellobiose dehydrogenase. NCBI's taxonomy places the organism in Eukaryota, Fungi, Ascomycota, Sordariomycetes, Magnaporthales, Pyriculariaceae. The transcript has a single exon. The record is from RefSeq and is a predicted model, not a curated record. Bases 50 to 1687 code for a protein of 545 amino acids. Gene Ontology annotation, molecular function: oxidoreductase activity, acting on CH-OH group of donors; flavin adenine dinucleotide binding.
CCUUGACAAGUUUCUCAACCCCCACAACCACAGCCAAAACCAGUAAACCAUGAGGACGACGCUUCUAUCCAGCCUGGCGUGCGCCAUCGCGGCGGUCACGGCAGCCGGCAACAGCUCGUGCGCCGGUAAGCAGACGUACGACCACAUCGUGGUGGGCGGCGGGCAGGCGGGCAUCGUGGCGGCGACGCGGCUCGCGCAGACGGGCAAGCACGUGCUCCUGCUGGAGCGCGGCGUGGGCCCCACGGUGGCGACGGGGGCCGACAACGUCCUCUCGUGGAACGACACGCUCACGCCGACCGACGUGCCGGGCCUGGCCCCCGCCGUGCGCGACGUCGGCCUCUUCUCCAAGUACAUGUGCCCCGACACCGAGGGCGUCUCGGCCUGCGUCCUCGGCGGCGCCGGCUCCUUCAACUACCUCGUCUACGUCCACCCGCCCGCGCGCGACUUUGACGACCGCUGGCCCAGCGGCUGGAAGUGGAGCGACGUCAAGCCCGCCGCCGACCGCGUCUACGCCGUCAACCCGGGCUCGCAGAUCCCGUCCGCCGACGGCAGGCGCUACGACUUUGGGCUGUACGACACGCUCGGCAGCGGCUUCCUGGCGUCGCGCGGCUGGAAGGCCGUCGACCAGGUCGCGCAGCCCGACGAGAAGCACGAGGCCUACAGCUACCCGAACUGGAACAUUGGCGACCAGAAGCGCGCCGGCUCGCUGGCCAGCUACCUGCCCGUGGCGCGCCAGCAGAGCGGCUUCAGCAUGCAGCUCAACGCCAGCGUGUCGCGUCUGCUCCGCGAGGGCGGCAAGGUCACGGGCGUGGAGAUCGAGGGCGGCAAGAAGCGCUUCCGCCUCGCCGAGGGCGGCAAGGUGAUACUGGCGGCCGGGGCCUGGGGCACGCCGCGCGUGCUGCUCAACUCGGGCAUCGGGCCCGCGGAGCAGCUGCGCAUCAUCCAGAACGGCACCAGCGGCGUCAAGCUCCCGGCCCGCGACCAGUGGGUGGACCUGCCGGUCGGCAAGACCAUCCGCGACCACUCCAUCUUCACGCUGACCAUCCAGACCAACGAGACCUUUGGCGCCUUCAACGCGUCGGCGGCCGCGUUUGGCGUCUCGUCGGCGCGGUCCGACAUCUCGCUGUACAACGAGCGGUCGUCGGGCCAGCUGGCGCAGGGCAUGCACAAGCUCAUCUUCUGGACGUCGACCGACGCGGGCGGCGACAACCGCACCCGCUACAUCCAGGGCUCGUGCUCGCCCGGCGGGCCCGGCCUGUUCAGCAUCAAGGCGUACCUGACGCACGGCCUGACCUCCAAGGGCUCCGUCGGCAUCGACGCGGGCGGCAAGAUGGUCUUUACGCAGAAGCCGUACCUGGUCGACGCGGCGGACCGCAGGGCCGCGCUGGCCUUUGUCGAGGAGACCGUCGCCGCCGUCAAGGCCUACCCGGGCUGGAAGCUGCAGGGCUACAGCAACUCGACCGCCGUGCUGGACAAGAUCGAGCCCGGCAACCACUUUGUCGGCACCGCCGGCAUGGGCGAGGACAAGGCCACGUCCGUCGUCGGCCCCGACGCAAAGGUCCACGGCAUGGAGAACCUGUACGUCGUCGACGCCAGCAUGCACCCUGACCUGCCGACCGGCAACACCAACGCCAUCGUCAUGGUUGCUGCCGAGGCUGCCAUUGGCAAGAUUAUCGCGCAGCAGUAA